Molecule: messenger RNA, 1811 nt
Organism: Gossypium arboreum
Lineage: Eukaryota; Viridiplantae; Streptophyta; Magnoliopsida; Malvales; Malvaceae
Product: protein phosphatase 2C 56-like
Exons: 4
Coding region: 76-1308 (410 amino acids)
Biological process (GO): protein dephosphorylation
Molecular function (GO): cation binding; protein serine/threonine phosphatase activity
Source: RefSeq, a predicted model, not a curated record
CGACUCAAUUUCGCUUAACACGUGUCGCAUUUCUCUUCAGUGUUCCCUCUCCUUUAUAUCUCGUUCUCCUUUCUCAUGUCCAUUUUUUCCCUCUUAUCUUUUCUUUUUUUUUCCUUUUCCUGUCACAUGGAACCUCCACGGGAAGAUAAAGAGGAACAGCGAGUCUGCCGAGUCAACUCACUCCUCGAACCGGACUUGACUUCAACCAGCUCAAGCGUGUCCUCGAUUCUCAGCUGGGAGGAUUCUAGAAGCACGACGAGUUCGGGCGAUAUCUCCGGCACGAGCGGGAGUUCCGGUGAGAUAUUAACGGCGGAGGCUGUGAUUCCCCGGUUGCUCGAGCCUGCGCCCGCUUGUGGGGAGUUGGAUGUGACGGUAACGGCGACGGAGAAGUGCGUUGGGAGGAAUAAUAAGGGAGUAACGUGGGGUUUUACUUCGGUGAUUGGGAGACGGAGAGAGAUGGAAGACGCUAUCUCCGUUAUACCGGCGUUCAUGUCCCACAAGUGCGAUCACGUCGGAGGCUGUACGGCUCCCGGUUCUAAAACAUCCGCUGAAAUCUCUCCUAUCCACUUUUUCGGCGUCUAUGAUGGCCACGGUGGUUCACAGGUGGCUAAAUUUUGUGCUGAGAGGAUGCAUGGAGUGAUAGCGGAGGAAUGGGGGCGUGAAGUGGUUGACAACACUGGAUGGCAGAGGAGAUGGGAAGUGGCAUUUUCCUCUAGUUUUGAGAGAGCUGACAAUGAAGUCCACACCGCUGCUGUAGCACCAGAAAUGGUGGGAUCAACUGCUGUCGUUGCAGUUUUAUCUAGUUGCCAGAUAAUUACAUCUAAUUGUGGUGAUUCAAGGGCUGUGCUAUGCCGGGGAACUGAUACAAUUCCAUUAACUGUUGAUCAGAAGCCUGAUAGAGAGGACGAGCUCAUGAGAAUUGAAAGAGAAGGAGGGAGAGUCAUAAACUGGAAUGGUGCCAGGGUAUUUGGAGUUCUUGCAAUGUCCAGAGCUAUAGGUGAUCGGUAUUUAAGGCCAUGGAUAAUUCCAGUGCCAGAGAUUACCUUCAUGACCAGGAACAGUGAGGAUGAGUGUUUGAUACUGGCCAGCGACGGGUUAUGGGAUGUGAUGAGCAAUGAAGAGGCAGGGGAGAUAGCUCGGUGCGUACUAAGACGGCGGCGCAGGUAUUUGAUGGCAGAUGGAGUUUCAGCGGCACAAGUGGUAGCUGAUAACCUGACCGAAAUUGCAAUGGGACGAAACAGUUCAGAUAAUAUAUCAAUUAUCGUUGUGGAUUUAAAACCCAAAAGGAAACGCCAGCCAAGGCAGUGAAGAUUGAAGAAGGAGAACCAUGUUUCCUUCAUCAAUUACCACCUAAUCCAAUCCCUUCUCUUCAACUAAAGUCGAUCAAUCCUCACUGUCGUAACCAUUUUUUGAAAAAAAACGGGAAUCGACUCAGAUUUUAAAAAAACGAAAAUUAGAAGUCGCCACCGAUCCUUUUUUGGUGAGGUGUGAUCGGGUCACCCUAAAUUAAUUAUUUUAGUAAAAGUUAAGAUUUACUAAAACAAUAAUUUUUUUUUUUUUUUGGUCUACGAAAAUCAGAAAACGAGUUCGGGAGUCGGUUACGCACGAGGAAGGAUUUGCACCCUCAAUACGCCCAAAAUUGGUACCUAGUUGAUUAAUUAGUGUCUUAGUGUAGAAGAUUUGAAAACUUGAAAGAAUUUAAAAUACGAUCUCUCUUUGUAAAACAUCAAAAUGUUAAAGACAUUCUCGUCUCGAGGCAACGAUACGUCAUAUCCAGUGAAUUAAGAUAAGACAUCUCGAACUUUUGAGAA